CUAUCAACCUUGGCGCACAAGCACAACAACAAAUUAGUUGACAAACGGAAGAAAAUACACAACUCGCUUUGUUUGGUGAAAUAUUUUCGUGCACUAAUUAUGAUAAGAAAUGAGUAGACCCGUAAAAAGAGAAGUAUCCGCCGAGGAAAAUUGUUUACAGAGCGCUGCUAAAGUAGACGAUGAUUUGCUUGAAGCUCGCUAUGAAUGUCCCAUCUGCAGCUGCUGGCUGAACGAGCCCAUCCUCACCAAGUGUGGCCAUCGGUUCUGUCGGAAAUGCAUCACAGAUUGGUUGAACGGGAAAAACUCCAUUUGUCCGUUGGACAACGAACCGCUUGAUAUCAAGUGUGACAUUUUUCCGGACAACUGCACGCGCCGCGAAAUAUCGCAAAUCAAAAAACCGUGCCCAAACUCAAUACGGGGCUGUGUCGAUCAGUUUUCUCCCACCGAAAUCGAUAGCCAUCUGCGCCAGUGCCCGUUCGCCAUGUCCCGUCAAAGCCAACCGUGCCCUUUCGCACGGAUCAAGUGUAAGUUUAUUGCCUCGGACGAGGACGCACUAAACGCGCACAUUGCUUCGGACUGUCAGCAACAUUUACAGCUACUUUUGGAAACGUACACGGGAAGCAAUGACCGGUACAAAUUUUGGGAUCCACCGGCCAAGAACAGUGUGCCCGAGAUGAGCACCAACGAGCUGGUCCGCUCGAUGUACGAACGUAUCGUAAUACUUGAACAGGAAGUACACAUUCUGGGCAUCAAACUGUCCAAGCAGGAGCUGCAGCUAACCAAGAUUAACCAGGAGGUUGAUCCACGGUACAGUGGUGGCGUGUUGCUCUGGAAGUUGGAAGAUUUUUCGAACAAAAUCGACUCGAUGGUAGCGAACAGCAACUGCAUGUUUUAUAGCGGGCAAGCGUACACCUCACCGCAUGGGUAUAAAUUUUGCGCCCGCAUCAAUGUGUCACCGCGGACCAAGGACUCGAUCGGGCUGCACGUGCACUUGAUGCAGUCGGAGAACGAUUACCAUCUCGAGUGGCCGUUCAAGGGGCGCAUAAAAAUAACGCUGCUGAACGUUCGCUCGCCGGAGCUGUCCCAGCAUGAUACGAUCAUGUCGAAACCGGAAAUACUGGCAUUCCACCGCCCGCACCAGGACAUCAGUCCGCGCGGGUUUGGGUUUUUGGAGUUUGCUAAAAUUAAAGAAAUUUUGGCCAAGUUUGCCGACAAUAAUACGGUGGUGCUGAAGAUACAGAUGAACAUUGUGUAAAGAGUUUUAUGACACAGCAAACACGCACACCCAAACAUUCCACCAUAAACAGUGGAGUAGAAGGUCCAGCAUUGACCUUCUUCCCUCUAUAUGUAUCUCUCUCUCUCUAUCUCUCGUCGCUUACAAGUAUUACAAGGUAAUGGAUGCAUCUCAUUCCAAACCGUUGUGCAGACCAAAUCGUCCCAUUUUUGGCUAGCGGUGUACGUCAGUACAGCAGUACAUGUGUGUAUUAUUGUGCAUUGUCUUAGUACAUAGUUGCUUUACAUGUCCGGAAACGGUCUACACGCUACUGUAAACGAACCAGCUACUGUAGAUUUAGUUACUGCAAACAGUGCCGCCAUGUAACCGGUGGCCACCAAUCUCUUAGUACUUAAUGGCCGUGCCAAAAUGUGUAAUGUGUGGUAUUAUUGACCUGCUGGCCCUGAAUGCUUCUUCAACUAUAUGAAGAGGUGUUGGCUACAGUCCUCAAAAGUCUGUACUAUUUUACUCGAUGAUCACUUUUACGUACUUACCUGUAGACGUUUCGUUGCCGUUACCUUCGUUCUCCUUCGUUUUCGAAACACCACCACCAUCAUCCAUGGAAUGGAAUCAAUCCAAAAAACAAACACUAUCAGUAACACAAGAAGGAGGUAGUAAUAUGGUAAACAUGGUUCUAAAAGCUUUUUUGUUGAAGAAAACUAAAAAACAAAUGUUUAGAUGUUAAUAUACAACAAUACAGGAAUUUUAGAAAGUGAUACAAGGAAAAGGGUGCAAUGGUAAAAAUAAUAAACGUGUUUUCCAACCCAGUGUGUAACGAAACAAGAAAUACAAACAAACAAACAAAUCCAAAAA
Molecule: messenger RNA, 2086 nt
Organism: Anopheles stephensi (Asian malaria mosquito)
Lineage: Eukaryota; Metazoa; Arthropoda; Insecta; Diptera; Culicidae
Gene: Traf6
Product: TNF receptor-associated factor 3
Exons: 4
Coding region: 110-1255 (381 amino acids)
Biological process (GO): positive regulation of JNK cascade; regulation of canonical NF-kappaB signal transduction; protein K63-linked ubiquitination
Cellular component (GO): plasma membrane signaling receptor complex
Molecular function (GO): protein binding
Source: RefSeq, a predicted model, not a curated record